AUUUCCUUGAGGGCAGCGCUGCGAGGUUCGGCAUUUUCGGUUGAAGUGGAGAUGCCAGUGAUGGACUUUUCUAAUCUGACGGAAGCUGUCACGUCUCAGUCUGUCGGACUCACUGACCACGUUGGUGCUGUCGUCUACGUGACUGCUGGUCCCAAGAUUAUAGAAUUCGGCUUGGAAUUUUGCCUGCAGUUACAAAAUUGUGGCGAAUGUCGAGCUCACAGACAAGAAUGUCGAUGGUGUCCAGUAGAGAACAAAUGUCGAGAUAUAAAAUUAACAUCGAAAUAUUGUAACAGAACUGUAGAUGUAAGAUGCCCUCCAAUUAUAACUGAGUUUGUUCCAGCUAAAGUGCCUAGACAAGGAGGGUCUGUGUUGACCAUUACUGGAUCUCACUUGGGGGUGCACACCGAGGGUCUGGUCAAUGUGACAGUAUGUGGUCAGCCUUGCGAUGACGUCACGGCCAGUCAGACCAGAAUGACAUGUAAAGUCAAAAGUCGCUGUACAUCGUGUGCGGAGAAAUGUCAUAUUGCAGUAUCUGUCACACAUCCAACCAGUGAAGGGGAAACUUCGUCUUCUCAGUUACCACCAGAUCGUCAAUGGGUGGAAUAUUUGGAUCCGAUAGUGACAUCAUUUUCUCCAGCGUUCGGCCCUUCUCGAGGUGGCACAGUGGUCAAGUUUCAGGGUCAGAAUCUGAAGAUAGGAAGUUCAACAAAUAUAACAAUAGGUGGGGUCCUUUGUGAUGUCCUGCCAGACAGUGAGCUCGUCUGUACCAUCGAAGAAGAUGUCAACAGAAAGCCAACAUCUGGAGACAUUGUGAUUUCAAUUGAUAAUUUCAAAACCACUGUAAACAAAAAUUUUGAAUUUCGUCAAAAUCCAACAAUUCAGAAUAUUACACCGUUGAAGACAAUAGAAAGUGGCGGGGUGUCUAUAGCAGUGACUGGUGUCAACAUUGACAGCGUGGACACCUCUGUGCUCAAGCUAACAGUACCCAGCACACCUGGGGUGAACUGCACUUCUCCGCUCUCACAAAAAUGUAACACUCCAGUCAGUAACAGGAAAAUGGUGUGCAAAACGCCCGAUGUCAGUAGAUGUUUCAGAAACAACAUGACAGUUCAGGUGGCCAUAUAUAUGGAUGGAAUGGACAUGCUCUGGCAGCAUCCACACCUGCAAAAGAUGACCGUCUAUGCCAAUCCAAUGUUCAAUGAGACUUUCAUCGACAAAGCAACAAGAUCUUUAAUAAUUCGGGGUGCUAACAUCCCAGAUUGGAUUGACAGAUCUGACAUCACUGCAUCCUUUGCAAACGUGACACUGAAUAUCACCCAAGUGAAAAACAACUAUAUAAAAUGCGAUAUGAAGUCUUGGAAUUUGAAUCAGUUCCAAACUAAGCAACAAAAUAGCCAGUUCCUGUAUACACGAGGAUAUUCUAAAGAGAGCAGCAAUUACACAAAUAUAGAUGAAUCAAACGAAACGGAAGCCAUGGAUAGUUCAGGCCUACCAAAGUCAAAAGGAUCGGUAAUAUCCAAAACAACAACUAUGAAGUCUACUUGGAAGUCAGAUCAACCGUUCAACAUUAUUAUGGAAAACUCAGCAUCAGCAAGCAAACUUAGUAGUGUUGGUAAAAUGAAUACAUCGACAUCAACAACUUCCAGGACAACGAAACGAGUGACGAAAACUGGUGGAAACACAACAGACUUCUCCACCGUGUCACCUCGACCUGAUGAUGGUACUACAGGAAAGGGCGUUAUACAGAAGACUGUCAAGAUCAGGAUCAAAGUUGGUAACUAUCAACAAGAAAUGGUCUUUGUCUUCUACGCCGAUGACAACAAAACCUCCGCAGUAACAGAAAACGAUCCCGUAAAAAAUCGCAAACUGAACAUAGCGUUGUUCGCGGGAGCUGGGGGAGGCGGUGUCCUCUUGUUGCUGCUGGUCAUUGUGUCCAGUGUGCUGUAUAUCAGAGCCAGGAAAGCACAGGCACUGGUCAAAGAGCAAGCUUUUUACAUGAGCAGUCUGUCGGGAUCACAGCAUGGAAGCAAAGAGGGAGCUCUGCCUUCACUAAAACAGAUUCUGCAGUCCGUGACAGAGCCCGACCAAAGAGCCGACAUGGACAGACUUAUCAUCAGUCUUGACUGUUUGACAGUUGGCAAGAAAAUUGGCUCAG
Molecule: messenger RNA, 2155 nt
Organism: Candidula unifasciata
Lineage: Eukaryota; Metazoa; Mollusca; Gastropoda; Stylommatophora; Geomitridae
Source: the annotation of a GenBank genome assembly